AGUAACCUCCACAAACAAAACUGUCCCUCCCUCUCUCUCUCUCUCUCUCUCUCUCUCAUAUCAGAUCGGACUGAAACACUACACACCCAAAGCACAGAAAUUAUAUUAUUAUUUUCUCAAAAAAUAAAAAUAAUAAAAACUAAUUAAAUAAAGUCUGAAAAUAUUCGGCAUUUGAAGAGAGUUUCACGUAACCUUCGUUUUCUGAGUCUGUAGCCCUGCUUGUUAAUCGGAAAUGAAGGAUGAAGAUGGCCUUCCGACGACGACGGCGACGGCGAAGAAAGAGAGCUCCGACUCCGGCUUAGCAUUUGGUAAAGGAAGGUACAAGUUCUGGGCGUUGGGCGCGAUUCUGCUUCUUGCGCUCUGGUCGAUGUUCACCGGCACCGUUACUCUCCGGUGGUCCGCCGGCAAUCUCAACCGCAUCUCCGACGACUUCGACGCUCCAAUUCACGACGAUCUCGACGUCCUCGAAAUGGAGGAGAGAGAGAAGGUAGUGAACCACAUGUGGGAUGUGUACACCAACAGCCGUCGGAUCAGAUUAACGCGGUUCUGGCAAGAGGCGUUCGAGGCUGCCUACGAGGAUUUGACCAGUGACGUUCCUGGUGUUAGAGAGGCCGCCAUUUCCGAGAUCGCUAAAAUGUCCGUACGCUCCAUCGAUCUCGAUCCACCUCCUGUCCAAUCAACGAGUGCACGGGAACUAACCAAGGCUUUGAGGCAAGCAGAUAGAGGUGGAGAAGUGCUGAGCUCAACAAGAAGUACUCGGUGAUGGGAAGAAUGUAGAAGUCAAGGGUUCAGAUCUUCAUGAUUCUGCAAAACAACUGCUCAUGUGCUGCACAGAAUUUGUGAGUGGUAGUGGUGAGCAGACUAUAAUGGGUUAAAAAAAAAAAAGGAACCAUACUGGGUUCUUCUAUGUUAUCACAGCUGGGGGAAACUAUGUAUCUAAUUAGGUUAUCAUUCUUCAAAAAUUUUGAAUGUCGCAAUCUUACUGUGUGGGUAGUAAACUUAUGACAAUCUUUUGAGCAGACAAGUCAAAGUGAAAGAAUUUUGCUAUGAUAUG
Molecule: messenger RNA, 1054 nt
Organism: Morus notabilis
Lineage: Eukaryota; Viridiplantae; Streptophyta; Magnoliopsida; Rosales; Moraceae
Exons: 3
Coding region: 233-763 (176 amino acids)
Source: RefSeq, a predicted model, not a curated record